CUUGGAAACCAAUGGUCAGCAAUACCUGCCCGGAACGGGACUCGGCGUCACCGAGAUGGGCCCCGAGGACUCCGACCGCCGCAGAGAGGCAACUUUCCCCGGACCCGGCGGAGUCCCAGCCAGCGUGGGGCUGUGCUCCCCAGCCCCUGGGCCCGCGCGCAGCCCCCCGGGGGCAGCAAGAGCGUGCACGGCCAAGAGGCCCACGCCGCCGGUCGGCUGCUGGAAGACCUCAGCCGGCGGCUGGCACGCGCCUAGCCACGGCCUCUGCCGCCCGGGAGCUCCAGGCGCCGGCGGGCGGAGGCCGAGGCGCCGCGGGGGGAGCAGAGCUGGGUGAGCGUCGGGAGAGCCCUCGCCGGGCUGCGCGCCGACCUGGCGAGAGCGCGCGUCCGCGGCGGGCUGUCGGGGACCCUGUCGCCUUCCUCCUCUCCUGGGCCUCCAGAGCCACGUGGGCCAUUCGAGGACUUCCGAGGCCGCGAGGAGCUUUUCGCGGGAAGGAAGAGAUGAGAACGCACAGUUAGGCUGGAAAUGUGUUUCCAAAACCGCCAGCUGGCCAGAAACUUCACUGGAUUCAAACAUGAAAAUGCAGUGAUUGAAAAGGAGUAUGAACUGGAAAUUGUAUCCGAAUCUCAAAGCUCUGAAGAUGACGUUGUGAACCUGGAAUAAGGAAGUGCAACACUCACAGAUCUGAACCCUAAAAUAACACAGACAACUCCAAAACAAUUCUGACAGUAACAUUUUGGAUGCUUUGCAUAAGAUUUUUGGGGCAGUUUGUAGGCCAAAAACUUAGAUGCCGUCAGGAAGUGACAGAAAGCAUUUAAGAGAAGGGGGAGAGAAAAUAGUGUGUUAUCAAGUUUUAGAGUUAUAUAUUCAUAGUUUUGGCUGGGAAAUACAAGUGAAAAAAUAUAUAUUGAAGAAUGCCUAAGGCCGGUUUUUAUCUUGUGCCAUCUCAACUUGCUGGCAUUACCUGAACUUCUAGAAUCUGCACAUGGUUUUGUUUUACUUGAUUAUUCUUGGUUUAUCUGUCCAGUUCGUUUUCAGUGUCCACCCCUCCCCCCCUUUUUAUUUGAGAAUUACCUCCACCUAGACACUAACCAUACCCUUAGGAUAGAGUCUGCCAAUAACGAUGCCCCUCCUCCUUUGGAUAUAGUCACUCAGAUCAAGGCAGAUUGAUCAGCUUGUCCUAGGAACUUCUGAAGUAGGACUAAGGGAGUGGAUGAGUAUUCCCUGAUGGUAGAGCCUUGGGAUGGGGGGAUUGGAAGCUGCUGGUGGCCACCAUGUGAGAA
Molecule: messenger RNA, 1283 nt
Organism: Ailuropoda melanoleuca (giant panda)
Lineage: Eukaryota; Metazoa; Chordata; Mammalia; Carnivora; Ursidae
Product: translation initiation factor IF-2-like
Exons: 2
Coding region: 12-518 (168 amino acids)
Source: RefSeq, a predicted model, not a curated record